AUGUCUUGUUUUUGGGUGUCGUCAGAUAAAUUAUCUAUUUUAUACCGACUAAUAUGUGCCAAUGCCUGUGCUAAACCUAUCAUAAACUCUGGAUUCAGCGGUCCUUUGCCAUCUUGUGAAUGUCAAGAUGGCUAUUUUAACAGACCUAAUUGUCAAAAGGUUACACCGCCGAGAAUCGUUGAUUUUAAGAACAAGCGAGUGAAUCCUGGAGAACAUACGACCUUCAACUGCACAAUCUCAGCAUUUCCGACACCGCGGCAAAACGAUAUUACGCUGGAAAGCACGUCCGGUAAGAAAGCAAUCCUCAGGGAAUCGAAAGUAUUGCGGACGUUCAAGUACAGUCGGGCGAAUAUUUUCCACGUGAAUUCAGUGGCCAAGGGAGAGAAAUACACGUGUCUCAUGAACGGAAUCGCUGGGAAGACAUCCUUAACUAUUCCCGUAGAUCUGUAUGAAACUCCAAGGCUGAAUUCAAAACCUCGGGUUCCGCCAGAAUUGAUUGGCGCCAUAAACAUGACAAUCGAAUGGCCACCUUGGAAUCCUCGAAACGGUGAUACGGGGGAUCCCCCAAUUUUAUGGUACAGCAUUUGGGUGAAGACAUCCCUCGAAAAGAAUUUCAGAAUGAUGGGUUAUGUGUAUCACACAUUUUGCCGCGGGAAGCGCGUAUGUUCUUUCAACAUUCCUGAGCUUCGGCCUAGCACGGAAUACGAAAUUUACAUUGUAACCAAACGAGACGGCGAUGGUGGCAGAGGGCCACCGGGACCACAUAUCUUCGCGAAAACACUCUGCAGUCAACCGGACCUGCCUCCCAAAAUAGAACAAGUUAUGAGUUCUGCGGAGCACAAUCUGUCAUACCCCAAAACUAAGCUUACAGUCACGUGGAAGUAUAAACAUGAGAACUUAGACACACAUACAUUUUUUAUUUACUAUCUAUCUCUCUAUCUAUCUAUCCCAGUUUUCUAA
Acanthosepion pharaonis is the source of this 960-nucleotide messenger RNA. NCBI's taxonomy places the organism in Eukaryota, Metazoa, Mollusca, Cephalopoda, Sepiida, Sepiidae. The record is from the annotation of a GenBank genome assembly.